Parastagonospora nodorum SN15 is the source of this 549-nucleotide messenger RNA. RefSeq lists its product as hypothetical. NCBI's taxonomy places the organism in Eukaryota, Fungi, Ascomycota, Dothideomycetes, Pleosporales, Phaeosphaeriaceae. The transcript is spliced from 2 exons. The record is from RefSeq and is a predicted model, not a curated record. Bases 1 to 549 code for a protein of 182 amino acids.
AUGGCGCCCAAGAAGAGGACCCAGCACGACCGCGCACUCGAAGCCGCCGCCAUACGAAGGACCAGGCCCGAGAAGCAACCAAUCCGCCAGGAGUCAGAGGCAGAGCCGGAGACACAGUCAGAAGCUGGAGACCAGAUGGACCCCACCAGAGGAGAAGUAGUAGUGAGGUGGAGGGACGGAGUGCCACUUCGUCUACUACAGGACCCGACCGUCCGCCUUCACCACUUCUUCAGCCACUUCUGUGGCUACACCCUCCCCGACUUCUGCCACGCAGUAGACGAGCACUUCGAACUGAGCUCGCGUCGUCUCCGUCGCGAGGCGCUGGUGUGUGAAGGCGGUCUUGACUUUCUAGCUGCACAGAGGCAGGUGCAUGAUACGAAUGAGCCGGUGAUUUUCCACCUCGACACCAUACCUGCAUGCAUACCGCGGCCGGUUACGUCUUUGGUGAACCACCCCGAUGAGAAUCCUUGGGCGGAGUUCGGUGAGAGCAGGAGGACGGUGGGAGGAGUGACGAUUUGGGUUGAUGAUACCAUCAUCUCCACUCCAUGA